AUAUUGAAGUAAAUUAUUGCGCGGCGUCAAAAUGGCUGCCAUGACAUUUUUGUAGACGCAGAGAACUUUCAUUUUGUACCUGUACCUGCAUGACUCAGAUAUAUUUAUGAACUAAAUUGCACGAUCAUAUAAAUUACCCAAAGAAAUAAAUGGCUUCAGGGGGAGGCAAUCCAUUCAGAAAGCCAUCAGCGACAGAUCCAAGACAAAAGAGCACUUGGCAGAGAACAGCUAGUGCCUCAGACAAAGAUGAUAACAUAAGCUUGAACAGUUUACCUAAUGAUCUCAGACCAAAUAACUGGGACUUUUCUGACUGGAAGCCUAGUAGAACAUUUGAUAAUUCUAAACGAAGGAAAAAGGGAAACCCGGAGAGAGAAAGGGAGCAGUCAUUGUCUCAGGAUUCACCACCGCCAUCAGAACAGCAACACAGAACGCCCUCUACAUAUCCUCGUACCCGCAUCACUCCUAGCACUCCUACGUCACAAAGGGUUGCCCUAGAAACCCUUAAACAACAGCUAACUUUUAGUGACAAUGAGGAAGCAAGUCUUGAUGGCGAGAGAAACAAUGAGAGAAGUGUUCCAAUCCGUCGUGGUCGACCUCCAAACUUCACGAGACAAGAUACCUCCAGUACUGAAGGGGCAGGGCCUAGAAAUGACAUGUCACAACAGAGAGGGAGAAAUAUGGCCAGUCCAAAUAAUGUAGAGGACUUCUUUUCUGAAGCUGGGCCCAACCAAGGAGAGAUUGUAGGAAGAUUGAUGCAGAUUAGAGACUAUAUAAAACAGGCCAAUGUAAUGAUGGAUGCACUGAACAAGUCUGGGAACCCGCAAGCUCAUAGGGAGGACCUAGGAAAAUUAAGAAAACUUGCUGAUAGCCUUCAAGAACAAGAAAAUAGUUAUUUGGGCCUUCUUCAGCAGGCCUUGACAAUGAAGGUAGAAAAUACUGCUGUGGACGGUAGAGAUGAUGUGCCCCGCCCUGAUUCAGCUGAGGACAGACAGUCUGUUGACAUAGAUGUUAAAUCAGAGUCUGACGAAACAGCUACAGAGCGCAGUCCUAGUGCAUCAUCUCGGCCAAGAAUUGAAGAUAAACUUGGUAUGUCUGAAGACGAGGAUUUGGAUGACGGCACUUCUCCAUUCUCUAACGACAGAACAAUAAUACCAAGUCGAAACUAUGACCAGGAUAAUGAUGUUGAUGAGUUAGAUCCAGAGGGGGAUUUAAUGGCACUGCGGCAGCAACAAGAUUUACUCCAGAAACUAUUACAACAGAAAGAACAAAUGACAGCAUUAAAGGAGAGACAAAGAUCUUUGAUAGCACUGCAGAAAGAUGCUGAAGCCAAACUUAAUGAAGCGAGAGCGUAUGAAGGUAGGAAAGAAGCCUCCAUGAACAGUCUAGGAGGACAGCAGCCUCAACGUCAGAAUCGGCCAGCUGCUGACAACAUUUUUGCUAACAUGGAGUCUGAUGGUACACCUAGUUCCCUACAAGACAUUAGACAACAUUUUAACCUACUGAGGAACGAGCUGAAGGAGACAGUCAGUGCUGGUUCUAGAAAAGUGGAAAAAAAAGACGACAGAACUCGUCAAAGUAAUCCCGCUGUAGAGGCUGCUGCCAAUGAAGCUGCUGCUGCAUUAGAUGACAAUCGUUCACAGUUACAGAACAAACUAGAGGAGUUACACGAGAAAAAACAGAAGAUGGAUCAAUUACUACAAGAGUUACAAAUUCUACGAUCGGAAAGGGUAGAAGAUAUCAUGAACAAUGGCCUACAGGAUAAUAAUAGUACCAGUUCAGCUGUACCUAGAACAAACUCCCAGAUGAGAAUAUCUUCCUCUGAAGCUGCUUCACAACAUGCUGAAGCCACUGAACAUGAUGCUGAAGACGUUCUCAAAAUGUUAGAGGCUGAAGAAAAAUUUAGGAAAUUGAAAGAGGUGAAAGAGAGGCUGAAUCAGUUGAAAUCAUUGAUGUCGUACUACCAGACAGCUGAGGAGGAUGGUAAUGAAAAUGAUGAGAGGGUGGCUUUUCAAGGUCGUCUAGAGCAAGGGUCAAUACCUGUCAACAAUGAACAGUUAACUGAGGUACCAGUAGAAAUAAUUCGUGCCGGACGUCCUGUGGAAACGAGAUCUGACGAUGAUAAUGAAUCUGAAAGUAGCUCUGCUGAGGAGGGGACGGAAUCUCAUCUAUCUAGUCUUGGUCCCUGGGGCGAUGACCCAGAAAUACAGGAGAAAGUCAAGAAAUUAAAGGCAGCAAAAGACAAACUAAAACAGUUACAAGAUCUGGUGUCCAUGGUACAACAUUCUCCUGACGCUGCCCAGCUGUCGUUACCAGAUAACCUAAUGGAGCUGGCAGGAAGUCUAGAUGACGGGGAGUAUGCAGAGGUGAUGGACAAAGGGACAGAACUCAGUGAGGGAGAAAUAGCAAACGAUCAGGAGGAAGAAAGAGAUACAUUUUAUGCAGCUAAGAUGCAGGAACAGAUGGAUGAGUUAGAUGAACUGAAAUCUGAGCGUCAGAGGUUACUGAACAUACAACAAGAACUACAGACAUUAAAUGCUAGAUUUCCUUCAGAGGUUGCAGAAGGAGACCAGGAAAGAGAUGCAGAACCAACUCAUAAAAGACACAAACAAUCUAAACAGAUACCUGAUGAACCUGAGGUGGAGGGUAGUGAUAGGGCACCUGUUGUCACAUUUUCCUCUAAUGAUGAAGUAUAUGAUAAGAUGAGAAGACAGAGAAUGCUGAGAGAAGAACUACGACAGAAAAAGAGAGAAGUAGAAGCUAUAAUGAAGAAAGAUGGCUCGAGGAAAAAUUAUGGAAAAAAUCAGGAUGCUCAGAGUGACUCAGUGUCUUUCUCAACUGAUGCAUUUGGUGGGGCUGCUAGUGCUGAUGCCACCAUGGCAACCUGGGGAGGGUCUACAGUAGACAACAUGGAGAGCAUCACAGAGGACGGUGUAGAUGGGAACCAGGCUAGUGAUAAUGAUGAAGUGGAUGAUGGAUAUCCAAGUGAUGGUAUUGUUCAGGUUGAAGAAGAAGAGGAAGAAUUUGAUAAUGAAACUUAUACGAUAGAAAAUGAUGUACGUCAGAGAAGAAUGGCUAGAGCAGGCAAAACCAAACAGAGGACUUAUCCCCGGUCUCGUACGGAACCUAAAGGUGGGGCACGACCAAAGCAAAGAAGUUUUUCAAAGAAACAAAAGAAGAGCAGACAAAGACAAGAGGUUUGUAGGAAUUUCCGGUCAGCAGAGGAUAUUAUUCAGGACGAUGAACCAGCAUCUUUACAACAGCAGAUCGACAGACUUACAAACUUGUGCCAAUCAUUGUUACAGAGAGAUACACCUGGUCCUAUAAUGCAACAGUCUCCUGCAGGUUAUGGGUACCAGCAGAACCCCGACAUACAACAACAGUUCCAACAGCAGCAAAGUUUGAUGAUGAAUCAGUGUCUACAACAAAUGUGUAUGCAACAGAUGGAGUUACAGAAUCUCCAACGGCAACUCAACAUCUUCACCGACCCUUACGGUGGCGACAUGAGGCUACGAUCGUUACAGUCACUUCCAACAGACAGUCGUAACAUGUCGCCUAAUCUUGAAUCUCGACAGCAACCUUUUAGUGUUCAAGUUCCUCAAUUCCCUAGUAGUUACUAUGGCAAUAGGCAAAGUAAUGAUAGCUCGCCGCAAAUGAACAAUGAAGGCUUGUUAAUAAAUCGGUCAUCGUACGGUCAGGGUAGUGGGAAGAAACAGUCUAGUGGUAGGAGCAAGAACAAUUAUGAUCAAUAUUAUUCUUCUGAGAAAAAGGAAAAGUCAUCGAAAAAUGUACAAGAUAGAAGUCAAGAAUUCCAAGAUACACCAAUGCCAUUGUUAAAUUUUGAUGAACAGAGAAAUAGACGAAAGAUGAAUGCAGGAAAAGAUUGGUCAACAGCCUCAUUAGCAUCUGAUAGUAAACACGGAUCAGAGAGACCAGACAGAGAAGAAGAAGCCAGAAGACAAGGUCUGUCCUUGAGAGCUCGGCAGCUGUUAGAAGAUAUGUAUAGACCAGGCCUUAGUGCUGGAAUCAGUGGGGCAGGUUUCAGGGAAAAUAUCAGCAUUGCUAGUACUAUGUCACAAGCUCAGGAAAGUCCUGGUAAAGAUACUAGAGAUUCAGAAGAUGGAAUAGAUUUAUCCUUAUUUGAAGCACUGAGAGAGGGUAUAUAUGCUGAAGUAGCUACUUUGAUAUCACAGAAUGAAAACCGACCACAUUUCCUCAUAGAAUUGUUUAGAGAAUUACAGAAAUUAAACACAGAUUACCUAAGACAAAGAGCUUUGUAUGCCAUCAGGGAUGUGGGGUCAAAGUUCCUCACAGAACAAAAUAAUGAUACAUCUGUUGCUGCACCAGCUCCAGCCUGGAUAAACACAGAUGCUAUCAAUCAAAGAUCUGAUACAGACUCUACACCCAGUGAAAGUAUCGUUACAACAGAUAUGGAUGAGAUCGCGGAUGUUCCCCAGGGACGACGGACACAGUUACAGAACAACAUGUUAUUACGGGGAGGAUCUAUAGCCAAUGAUGCCUUUGAUUACAUAGAGAAUGCAGACAAUGACAGCUCCCUGUCGACACCAUCCAACAGUUAUUGGGAGAAUCCAUUUGCACAGGAUUCCCUUGGUGAUACUGCUAUUAACCUGAAUAAAGCAUUACAGAAAAUGAGAGAAUGUGAAAAGAAGAUGGCAUCAGAGGAGGCUAAGGUUAAAAGUUUAGAGAGUGCACGACAAAAUCGUGAGCUGUCAGAACAACACAGUAGUUCUGCUGUCGACCAGGGAAGUGAUAAAGAAAGUUCAGUAUCAUCAUUAUCAGUAAGUCAACAGCCUAAGAUAGACACCCAGCAGGUGGAUCGCCAGAUUAAAAGCAUUAUGACAGAAAUCAUACCAGUUAUCAAACAACACAUGGAUAAUGUGUGCUCCUCAGAACUACUGACAUACAUCAAGAGAUUAGUGCUAUCAUUAACACGACAGCGAGAUGGGAGUCAGUACUCCAGGUUCUACCAUACCCAGUUGGGAUCAUCACUGCAGGAUACUCUGUCAAAGUUUGAAGGCAGGAAAAUGAGAGAUUGCGGUGAAGAUUUGUUAGUAGACAUGUCAGAAGUUCUUUUUAAUGAGUUGGCAUUCUUCAAAUUGAUGCAAGGAAUUGUGGAUGUUCCUUCAACCUCUGACCAAUCACAACAGACCUCUCCCUUCAAAUCGUCAGGAACACAGACACAAGAAGUUGAACAGGAUGAGGAUGAGGAGGAUGAUGAAGAAGAAGAGACAGAUCAGACUCAGGAAUCAGAUACAGAAACUACUUCCUCUACUGCUGAAGAACAAGCCAUCAAUACCUCUAUCAAGAUGGUCGAAAAUGAGGAGGAGGAGUUAGGCAAGAGCCGAGAUGAUGACUUUGCUAAUGAGGUACAAGUAAAAGAUUCUGAAGACAAAGAUGAAGACACUGAAUCUCCAUAUAAAAGAUCUCCUGUACAGAUACAGUUGGCUGUGUCAGAAACUAAACCAUUCACAAGAAUCGGCAGUGAUGAAGAUGACGAGGAUGCAUCAGAAUCCCAGAGUGCUGAUGAUCCAUCAGAGACAGCUGUGUCGAGGGACGCCAUGAUGGAAAGGUCACUUGACAAUGAUGACGGGACCACUGACGGAAUGCCUGAUGAAGAUUCGUUUGUCAAGAUCAGUAAGGAAGACGCAGACCAAGGAGCCAAUACAUCAAAAGACAGCAAGUCAUCAGAGACGCAGUGUAAUGGAGAGGUUUUAAUGAAUGGAGAAAUUACAAUUGAUGACCUUCCACCAUCAUUAGAUAUCUGUCAGGGUGGUAUUCAACAACUAGUUCAACAAGAACAGGUAAAUAACUCUGGUACUGCUGCUGUUCUGGCUACCAUGGAAACAGAACAGGAACUGGCAGGGGAUGGACUGUUUCUUAAAGAACCAGGUACAUAAUUUUCAAGAUGAGUUGAAGAUGGAAUAACACAGAGAAACAGAUGAUAUAUAUUAUUUAUACUUAGAAUGUGUGAUAUAGACCAGGAAAACAAACCAUAUCAGACAGCUGUUAAAUUAUGUUAAUUAUAUAGUUACAGAAUUCCAUAUUGAUAUGUACAAUUAGAGUCAUGUGAUAGGUUUAUACAUGUACAAGUCGAUUUGUUAGGAAUAACAUACCUAAGAGGAUUUGCUCUAAGAAUGAAUCUUGGUAGUGAUUUUUGUGAAGGUUUCAUGUGAGUCUGUACAAAUAUUUCACGCAUUCAAUUUGAUUUGUUUUAAAAUCUUUCUUGGAAGCGAUUCUUCCAAAUGGAUGUUAUUGGAUUUACCAGAGAAAUCUAUAUUUAAAUUUAGUAAAUAUCAUAAUCAGGGCUAUUCCAGAAAAAGAAAAACAAGAGAGGGGGUGGGUGGAGAAGCUACCUUUUUAUGGUCAUCACCUCUACAAAUGCAUUUUAAUUUGCUUACAAUUUGUUGACCUUCCUCUACCCAUUUAUACAUUUCAAGUGCCAUGCAAUCGUGCAUAUACUUUUUUCAGGGAAUAGCCCUAAUUCAUUGGUUGUUUCCAGGACAGACACUUACAGCUGAACUAAUUGAGUGUGAACUUAAAACAUUAAAGUUAAGUUAAGUUGACGUUUGUAAGGUGAACUACAAUUUCUUAAAAGUUUGCUAUUGUACAUAUAAAGGCAGAUUUCUUGGCCAUUCUGUUGUAACAUAUUCUGUGAUUUGAACAACUUGUAAAAACUAUUGUUACUCAUAAAAGCAAGAUAAAAAAAAUAAUUUAUUUUAUGGUUUAUCUUGCAAAUAGGUCACUUUAACCUUAUUGUUUUAUAUACACACUGAAUUCAAUUAGCUGUAAUGAUGAAAAAUCAAAAUAUGUCCUAUUAUGUAUUUAUCUCAUGACUUUGAUUGUAUAUUUUAUACAUAAGUGCUUUAUACAUUUAAAGAGGUAGGGCUUCUGAGGGCUCCAUAGAAAGGAAUAGAUUGUGAUAAGGAAUUCUUGUUGUAAAUAGACAUAAUACAUAUUUUAACAACAUCUAUUAUACAUCUUAUACAUAAGUGCUUUUAACAUUUAUACAGUAUUCAUGGGACUCUUGCUGUUUAUAGACAUAAAUACAUAUUCAAAUGACAUCUAUUAUACAUCUUAUACAUAAGUGCUUUGUAAGUUUGUACAGUAUUCAUUUUCUUAUUACGUCUAAGAUGUUAGAAUUUAUGUAGAUUUUUUACUUGAAAGAAGGGUUGUAUGGGAACAAAUUUGUUAAAAUUGUUGCCCAUUUAUGUAUGUGCAAGAGUAGCCUUUCUUGUCUUUAUCAUUGCAUUUAGUGAUAUUUGGCAAGACAAGUGUUUAAAUAUAUUUUUAGGCUAUGGAAUAUUUUUUUCUAUUUAAAGAAUAGUAAUUUAUUGGAAACAAAUAAAAUCAAAAUUGUCAAGUUAAUAAAAGUUUUUAGAAAUAUUAAAACAAUUAAAAAAGUAUAGUGAAAAAUUUAUCUACAUUCUUUCAAAAAGAUUUUUUUAAACUAAAUUCAAUCACAUUAAAAAAUAUUGACAUUAUCUAAUAUAAUAUUGAGACAUGUGCCAAAAAAACGUAUAUAUCAAAUGCUGUUCUGAGAAAUUGAAAGAGUAAACUUUUGCUGACUACGAAAUGUUUUUGGAUACUGUUAAUGUCCCUUAGCGAAAGACAAAUUUGAGAAAUGUUGUAUUGAAUGAGAAAUGAUGUUAGAAUAUAUUUUUGUCCAUUGCUGUGAUGUCAGAUCUACAAUAUUGAAAGCCUUGUCCAUUCUGAGCUUCAGCAUGAGAUGUCAAGUAACUGUCAGAUCAAUUGAAAAUGAUUUCAUGUCGAUAAUGUAAAUCUAAAACCAUAUUUUCAGUACCUUGAUAGACGAUUGAUAUUUUUUUGUAUGUUGUGAAGUUGGACCUUAUAAUUGAAUUUUGUUAACAAGAAACAUUGUUUUUGUUGAGAUUUGGUCUUACUUCAAUUACUGACUAAACAGAAAUAUGGUGGUAUUAUUUGGAAAAUAAGGAAAAUAAAAGAAUCAAGAAAAAUAAUUGGGCAGUACCACCAUUCCAUGCCCAACCUCCUACCAAUUCAAAAACAUAAAUAAAAUCAAACUUUCCAGACAACCUCUCUAGGUACAAACAUAAAAUGUGAGUGGAUCAAAAAUUGAAAUUUGUGUUUCUAGACUGCAAAACACAGUAAAAUAAUGUCCUUUAAUUCUUGUACAUGUAUGAAAUCAUAUAUUGCCUUGAAAUAUUAUAAAGUUUUGUUUAAGUUGUUUUCAUUGUAUCAUUUCACUUGAAGAGAGUGCAUAUGUUCAGAAUUUUUAUUUCCACCUUAGAAACUGUCUGAUAUUGGAAAUGUUUUACAAUAAGGAAAGGGUGAUUAUUGACAUUGUUAAUCUCAUAAAUCAAUGAUUAAUCAAAGUUAAUCAAAUUGUUGUAAACACAAAUUGUUAUAUGUGUAUGACCAAUGUUAUUUAUAUACACAAACCACAUUUAUAAUCAAUGUA
This is a messenger RNA of Mytilus trossulus (common blue mussel), 8455 nucleotides long. RefSeq names its product pericentriolar material 1 protein-like. Gene Ontology annotation, biological process: protein localization to centrosome; centrosome cycle; intraciliary transport involved in cilium assembly. Lineage: Eukaryota; Metazoa; Mollusca; Bivalvia; Mytilida; Mytilidae. Bases 150 to 5915 code for a protein of 1921 amino acids. The record is from RefSeq and is a predicted model, not a curated record. The transcript is spliced from 38 exons. Gene Ontology annotation, cellular component: centriole; ciliary basal body; centriolar satellite.